Molecule: messenger RNA, 1374 nt
Organism: Ostreococcus tauri
Lineage: Eukaryota; Viridiplantae; Chlorophyta; Mamiellophyceae; Mamiellales; Bathycoccaceae
Product: GYF
Exons: 1
Coding region: 1-1374 (457 amino acids)
Molecular function (GO): protein binding
Source: RefSeq, a predicted model, not a curated record
AUGAAGCGCGCGCGGGUGGACGCGCGUGGGCGCGACGUGCACGAUGUCGCACCGAGCGAUGAUGAUGAUGACGACGACGACGCGACGCGAGAGACGGCGACGACGAUCGCGCUCGCGCGCGCGGCGUCGCGGGCGCGACGGGCGUCGACGUGGCUCGAUGCGGGUGGACGCGCGCGGGACGAGGGGUCGAGGGUGGAGAUUAAUUUCCCGACGAGCGGCGAGGAGUACGCGCGGUUGUUGCUCGAGUCGAGCGCGCGGGAGAGCGUGCGAGGGACGAUCGAACGGAAACUCACGGGCGAUAGGGGGGAAGAGGAAUGGGAGGUGUCGGCGGUGAUCGUGCCGGAGACGGAGGGGGUGGAUGAGGACGGCGACGCGGCGGCGGCGGCGUCGGAGGAGACGGCGGCGGCGGGGACGUGGGUGCAGUCGUACGACGCCGAGAGCGAUGCGUUUUAUUACUUUCACUCGGAGACGCAGGAAACGAGUUGGGAUCGUCCGAUUGGGGUGAAGAUAAUCCUCGACGAAGUCGCGGCGGAGAAGGUGGCGAAGGAUGAGGCGGAGAAGAAGACGCGAGAGGAAGAGACGCGAGAGCGCGCGUACGCCGAGGCGAGGACCGACGCCGAGGUCACGGGCGACGCCCUGGAUGCGCUGAAGAAGCACACGUCCGUGGACGUCGCGGCGGUGAAGCUUCCUGGGUUGAAGUCUUGGUACUACGAGGAUGAUUACAAGAAUUGGCAAGGGCCGUUCACCGCGGCGCAGUUGAUGACGUGGCGCUCGAUGCUUCCCAUGGAUCUUCGAUUGUUCGAACACGGAGACGAGUCGGCGGAGACGACGCUCGCGGAAGUUUUAGGAGAUACGCCGAUCGCAGCGCAGUGCGCGGCGUUGGGGAUCGUUUUACCGCCACGGGCGACGGCGGCGCACGCGCAGUACGCGCUUCGAACGGGUCGGGCCGAAGCGCUCGCGCCCGAGACGGAGCCGGGGACGUCUGAUGAGGCACCAAACGAUUGGGCGCGCGCAGUUCUCGAGGGAUUACCUCCGGAGCAAGCCAUCAUGCGCGGCGCCGAUCCCGCGGAGGUGGCUCGAAAGGUUUUGGAGAAACGAGCCGCCGAACUCGAGUCCUCUUACGGGACCACCGCGGUGUACAACAAGUUCCUUCACAAGAUCACGGACGCUUCGACGAUCGCGAAACCAACGUCGGUUUACGCCGAUAUAGGGUUAGAUAAUUACGUCGACACGAACUCGUUCGAAGCCGCGCUGUACGAAAUGAAGAACCGCAAAUCCGUCAAGCUGACGAGGAAACAAAUCGAAAAGCUCAAGGAGCGUAAGCGCAAGAUCAAAGACAAGUUCAACAACGAGUGGCUGCGUAAAGACGACUGA